Mercenaria mercenaria is the source of this 703-nucleotide messenger RNA. RefSeq lists its product as uncharacterized. NCBI's taxonomy places the organism in Eukaryota, Metazoa, Mollusca, Bivalvia, Venerida, Veneridae. The record is from RefSeq and is a predicted model, not a curated record. The coding region runs from base 125 to 478 and encodes 117 amino acids. Gene Ontology annotation, cellular component: membrane. The transcript has 4 exons.
AAUAUUCGCUUUAGUCAUCGAUGGUAGCCGACGUGUUAAAAUACAAAAUUGAUACGUGUUCAAGUAAAUAUGUGUAGCAGUGCGGAAAACAUAUUCUGCCCAUAAAACAAAGUUGUGUAAUAAAAUGGAGGAAAGAGCAGAUCACCAUAAUCCAGAGAAUAGCACGAAUCGUACUAGAUACGUAGUGAAUCAAAAGGGAACCAGCCAUAUACAGAAUAAUCCUGGAAGAUAUUUUUUCACGCCAGUUCCAGACUAUACGUACAUGGCAAUAGUUGCAACAUGCUGCUGUUUCACACCAUUUGGAAUUGUUGCUCUAUGUCUCGCCAAUUCGACAAACCAGCUGGCUGCCAGAGGAGACAGACAGCAAGCCAUGAAAAUAUCGUACAUUACAGUAGUUUUUAUAUUGUUGUCGUUUAUUUUCCCUCUCUUUCUGAUUAGUCUAUUGAUUGCUCUUUGUUUGGUAUUAGAAUACGCCUAACAUGGCGUUUUCAUUCGAAAACACGCUUAAAGAGCUCUGUACCUAAUUAUUUUAUAUUCCUGAAGCUAAAACAUGAUAUGCCGACAUUUUACAAAGACAAACCUGUGAAAGAGUUGCUAGAAGGAUGUUAUGUUCCUCCGAUAACUUGCGUACGACCACUAAUAAAUUGAUAUACUAAUCGAAACGUCUAUUGCCCUCCGAUAAUUUGCAAUAUUUUUCAUACUU